GAGGUGAGCCAUGGGCGGAGGAGGAAGACGAGGAGGAGGAGGAGGAGGAGCCACCCUCGCCGGCCCCGAGUGUCCCUGAGGGGGGCACGGCGCGCGAGCCGCCGGCCAUGGAGGAGGGCGGCGAGCUGGGCGACCUGGAAACCAUGGAGACCCUGACGGAGCUGGGGGACGAGCUGACCCUGGGGGACAUCGACGAGAUGCUGCAGUUUGUCAGCAGCCAGAUCGGCGAGUUUCCCGAUCUGUUUUCGGAGCAGCUGGGCCACAACCUGGUGGACGGCGGGGGGCCGGCGGACCCCGCGCCCCCGCGGGCGGUGGGCCAGGCGGCGCCGGCCCCCUUCCCCGCCGCGGCCCCCUCCCCGCAGGCCGGCCCGGCCAAAGCCAGGCCCGCGCCCCUCCUCCAGCCCCGGCCCCAGCCGCAGGCCGUGAUGAUCGCCCCGACGUUCAGCACAGCCCCCCAGACGAGGAUCAUCCAGCAGCCCUUGAUCUACCAGAACGCGGCCACCAGUUUCCAAGUCCUGCAGCCUCAGGUGCAGAGCCUGGUGACGUCCCCCCAGGUGCAGCCGGUCACCAUCCAGCAGCAGGUGCAGACGGUACAGACGCAGCGGCUGCUGACCCAGGCGGCCAACGGCACCAUCCAGACCCUGGCCCCGGCUACUGUGCAGACGGUCGCCGCCCCUCAAGUCCAGCAAGUCCCGGUCCUGGUCCAACCUCAGAUCAUUAAGACGGAUUCCCUCGUCCUGACGACGUUAAAAGCGGACGGCAACCCCGCCCUCACCACCCUCACCACCCCCAUCCAGACAACAGCCCUCCAAGUACCGACGCUGGUGGGUAGCAGUGGGACCAUCCUGACGACGAUGCCCGUGAUGAUGGGGCAGGAAAAGGUGCCCAUUAAGCAGGUCCCCGGCGGGGUGAAGCAGCCCGAGCCCCCCAAAGAAGGAGAAAGGAGGACAACCCACAACAUCAUCGAGAAGCGCUACCGUUCUUCCAUCAACGACAAAAUCAUCGAAUUGAAGGACCUCGUCAUGGGGACCGACGCCAAGAUGCAUAAGUCCGGCGUUCUGAGGAAGGCCAUCGACUACAUUAAAUACCUGCAACAGGUCAACCACAAACUGCGGCAGGAGAACAUGGUGCUGAAACUGGCCAGUCAGAAGAACAAGCUGCUGAAGGGCAUCGACCUGAGCAGCCUGGUGGACGGCGACGUGGACAUGAAGAUGGACGACUUCAAGCAGAACGUCCUCCUCAUGUCCCCGCCAGCCUCGGACUCGGGGUCCCAGGCCGGCUUCUCGCCCUACUCCAUCGACUCCGAGCCGGGGAGCCCCUUGCUGGACGACGCCAAGGUCAAAGAUGAGCCCGACUCUCCGCCGGUGGCCCUGGGCAUGGUGGACCGCUCUCGGAUUCUGCUGUGCGCCCUCACCUUCCUGGGCCUUUCCUUCAACCCCCUGACGUCCUUGCUGGAGUGGGGCAGGGCCCACGGCUCCGGCAAACACGCCUACUCGGCCGCCGGGCGAUCCGUCCUGUCCCUGGAAUCAGGCGCCAGCGGCUGGUUUGACUGGAUGCUGCCCACCCUCCUCCUCUGGCUGGUCAACGGCGUCAUCGUCCUGAGCGUCUUCGUCAAGCUGCUGGUCCACGGGGAGCCCGUGACCCGGCUGCACUCGCGCUCCUCGGUCACGUUCUGGCGGCACCGAAAGCAGGCCGACCUGGACCUGGCCCGGGGAGACUUCGCGGCCGCGGCGUCCAACCUCCAGACGUGCCUGUCGGCCCUGGGCCGAGCGCUGCCCACUUCGCGGCUGGAUCUGGCCUGCGGCCUCUCGUGGAACGUGAUCCGCUACAGCCUCCAGAAGCUGGGGCUGGUGCGCUGGCUGCUGAGGAGGACUUCCCGGCGGCGGCGGCCGGCCUCGGCCGCGGCCGGCGGCUUCGAGGACGAAGCCAAGACCAGCGCCCGGGACGCGGCCCUGGCCUAUCACAAGCUCCACCAGCUCCAUCUCACAGGGAAGCUCCCGGCGGGCUCCGCCUGCUCCGGUCUGCACAUGGCCCUGUGCGCCGUGAACCUGGCCGAGUGCGCCGAGGAGCAGAUCCCGCCCAGCACGCUCGUCGAAAUCCACCUGACGGCCGCCGUGGGCCUCAAGACCCGCUGCGGAGGAAAGCUGGGCUUCCUGGCCAGCUACUUCCUCGGGCGGGCGCAGAGCCUGUGCGGGCCGGAACGCUGCGCCGUCCCCGACUCCCUGCGCUGGCUGUGCCACCCCCUCGGCCAGAAGUUCUUCGUGGAGAGGAGCUGGUCGGUGACGGCGGCCGCCGAGGAGAGCCUCUUCUGCUCACAGAGGAACCCAGCCGACCCUAUCGCUCAGAUCCACCAGGCCUUCUGCAAGAACGUCCUAGAGAGAGCCGUGGACUCCUUGGUGAAGCCCCAGGUCAAGAAAGGGGUCACUGAGCCGGAGGAGGAGCCGUGCGAGUUUUCCAGCGCCUUGGACUAUCUGAAGUUACUGAACGCUUUCGCGGACUCGGUGGGAAUGGAGACCCCCGCUUUCACCCACAGCUCCGUGCCGAAGUCAGCCCCGGGUCCCGAUGUCACCUGCAGAUGGUGGACGGCGGCGGUGACGAUGGCCAUCGGCUGGCUCCGGGGGGACGACGCCGCGGUCCGGUCCCGCUUCGCCGAAGUGGAACGCGUCCCCAAGGCCCUCGAGACGACCGAGAAUCCGCUGGUGAAGACGGUCUUCCACGUGUGCAGAGCCAUGCACGCCUCGCUGUCCGGGAAAGCGGAAGGGCAACAGAAUUCCUUCUACCACUGCGAGCGGGCCAGUAGCCACCUGUGGAACAGCCUCACCGUCAGCGGCAACGGCAGGUCCAGCCCGGGCCUCAGUCACGGGAUCCAGCUGCUCGCCUGCGACUUGCUGCUGUCGCUGCGCACGGCGCUGUGGCAGAAGCAGGCCGGGCCCGGCCAGGCCCUCGGAGAGACCAACCACGCCUCCGCCCCCGAGCUGGCCGGGUUCCAGCGGGACUUGGGCAGCCUGCGCCGGCUGGCCCACGGCUUCCGGCCCGCGUAUCGGAAGGUCUUCCUGCACGAGGCCACAGUGCGCUUGAUGGCGGGCGCCAGCCCCACCCGCACGCAUCAGCUCCUGGAGCACAGCCUCAGGCGGCGGACCCCGCAGGGCGCCAAGCACGGUGAACUGGAGGCCUUGCCGGGCCAGCGGGAGCGGGCCACUGCCAUCCUGCUGGCGUGCCGCCACCUCCCCCUGUCCUUCCUGUCCUCCCCGGGCCAGCGCGCCGUCCUGCUGGCGGAGGCCGCCCGCACCCUGGAGAAGGUGGGAGACAAGCGCUCGUGCAACGACUGCCAGCAGAUGAUCGUCAAGCUCAGCGGGGGCACCGCCAUCGCAGCCUCCUAGCCCUCCCCGCCCCUGCCCAGCCCAGUCCCGUGCCAGGGGGCUUGGGGUCACGUCACAGGCUAGGUCCCCGGGACGGGCGGGAUUCCUCGGCUAUCCCGGACCCCCAUCCCAGCCCCGAAGCGCGCCGCCCGCCUUCCCCUCCCGUCUGGCUCUCGCACUCACCCUGACCCCCGGAGCCGACCGGGGCACCGGUUUACCCUCUCAGCCGCCCCCCCAGCGGGAUCAGCUCUUCCUUGGGCUCCCUGGACUGCUGCUGCCCACCAGGAACCACUUUGGGUUUCUCCUCCUGGAGGGGAGACUGUGGGGACUGGGUGGAGAAUCCCCCGAGGAACAGAGAGGUGUGCGUUCCCGUCGGUUCUGCCCCGGGACUUUCCUCUCCCCUUCGAUCCCAGAACUAUCCGGCUAGGCUUUCCCCGGAGCUUUUCUCCUCUGGGCCCCCAGAACAACGGGGCGCCUGAGUGGUUAGUGCAGAGAUCUUCUGCCUCUGCGUUUUUUAUACAACUUUUUAUAGCGACACGUGUGGCUCGUUGAGACCUAGGGAAAAAUAAUGUGCAGUCCCCUCUCCCGGAAUACGUUUCCCCUCUCUCCUACCCCAAGAAGCCAGCUGUGGGCCUUUUGCGAGAGCCCGGAAACGAGUGGUAGGAACCGGGGGGACAUCUUUGGAGGGAGUAGAAUGAAAUGAUUAUUUUUAACCUUUUUUUUUUUCGUAAAUGCAUCAUUGAAUGGGCUCAUUCCCAUUCCUGGGGGAACAGAGUCAAACUCUCAGCCCAGGUGGCUUUCAGUAGCCCCCCAACCGGUUGAUGAGGGGGGCGGGCCAGAGUUUAGCCCCAAAUGAAAGUAGGGGUCCUGGCGGCUUGGAGCCUUCCAGUUCCCAGCUUCUGAAUCCACCCACCAUUUCUCAGCGGAGGAACCCGCUGUUGGAAGGGGCCCAGCCUUGAGGCAGCAGUCACUUGACUCAGUUUCCCCCUUUCCCGGAUUGGGCCGAGGCCCACCCAAAAUGCUUUAGCUGAGCUCCGGGUAGGGCCCCUUCUGCGACCUGUGCCUUCCACUCUCCUCUUCCUCCGCGCCUCCUCCCCUUCUGACCCUCCUCAGCGGUGGCAGAGCAGGGCAAGACUCCUAGCCCUGGUUUUUACAGAAAAAUAAUCAUUGGAGUUUUCCUUUUAGUGGAGUCUGGUGAGGAUCAUGGGAAGACAAUAGAUUUCUGCCCCGGCCACCUCCCCAUCGCCGAUGGUUGCGGAUUUGGGGCGAGGGGGGGAGGGUAUUGUUACCUUUCCGUCUUCUGUUCUCUGAACUUCGAGUCUGAUUUACCUCACGUAGGGGAUGGUUUUUCCUCCCAAGUCGAGUCCGGCUCCUCAGGCGCAACCAGGACUCUGGGGCGUGGGCCGCUCCCGUUCUGCCCGACGGCUCCAGGACCCGGAAGCGGUUGAUGCCUCAGCCUCCGAAGGGAGAGGGAAUAAGAGCAGGUGCCUUGUGGCGGACCAGAAUUCACCCUCGCGGCCUCCUCUUGGGCAGGGCUUCGGCGACGGCCCUCCACCAGGCACGCCACGGACCCGGGCAUUUUGAAAUGCCUCAUCUUGGGGGGUGUUUCCGUCUUCCCCCACCCCCGUGUCUACCGUGGCCUGGACUGCCGCCGCCCUCGGCUUGGAAACGCUUAGGGAAAACAGGGCUCCCACCGUCCCGUACCCCCAAGGCCUGGUGGUGAGACCUUGGCGGGAACGGUUGAGCAAUGAGGGCAAGACCCGGACGAAGUUGAAACUGGGGAAAAGCAACUUCUCCCCCCAACCCUGUAAGCAGUCAACCCCCGGCCUCGAGGUGUGGGGGCCGAGCUCCCUCGCCCCCCACCCCGGGCCUCCAGACGCUGCCCGUUUUAUAUGUUGCAUUUAUUUAUGGACUUGACUGGCCUUCCGCGCGUGGGUCCUACACCCUCUUUGUUUUGUAUGUGUACACGCUCGCCGAGCCUUGAUUUGUUGUAAUGGGAGUGGGAGGGUGUUUUUUUCGUAUAAAAAGGAAAGAGGCUAAUUUAUCCCAGUUGUAGGUGGGGAGGGGACCAACGGGAGAUGGUGGAAGCACGUUUCUGGCUGAUGACGUUGAUGUUGAAUCGUGCACCUUUGCCCCCUCUCAAACUGGGAAGUAGAAUAAACCAGAUUGGUACCACCUGGAC
Messenger RNA from Tachyglossus aculeatus (Australian echidna), 5541 nucleotides. RefSeq names its product sterol regulatory element binding transcription factor 2 (gene SREBF2). Gene Ontology annotation, cellular component: nucleus. The record is from RefSeq and is a predicted model, not a curated record. Gene Ontology annotation, biological process: positive regulation of cholesterol storage; positive regulation of transcription by RNA polymerase II. Gene Ontology annotation, molecular function: protein dimerization activity; DNA-binding transcription factor activity, RNA polymerase II-specific; RNA polymerase II cis-regulatory region sequence-specific DNA binding. The coding region runs from base 108 to 3380 and encodes 1090 amino acids. NCBI's taxonomy places the organism in Eukaryota, Metazoa, Chordata, Mammalia, Monotremata, Tachyglossidae. The transcript has 19 exons.